AUCGAAUAAGUUAGUAUAUUUCAAAUACAUUUUGUUUGUAAUAAUCCAGUGAGGGGAAGACGGUCCCGCUUGCUAGUUGCCGUCAGCCUUACUAUGGCGACACUCAAACUAUUAGUUCUGUUGGCAUCCUGCCUCGUAGCUCAUGCUAUUCCACAAUCGCCUCCGAUAUCAAGAUCGACAAUUUUCGGCGAUGAAAGAUUAAAGGGCGAAAUAUUUGAGAAUGUUGAUGCCUACUCCAACGAAGUAGCUCUCGGCGAGCGAAACGUCAAUGCUAUCGCCUACCGUCUUCCUAAUACAACAAAACCGGAAAGCUACGUGGUAUUAUGGGUAGUGGAUACCACAAACCUACUGUUCGAGGGUACGGUUGAUAUCAGCCUUGUGGCAAAUCAAGCAAAUGUAAAUGAAAUUGUGAUUCACGCACAUGACUUGAACAUCACGUCUUUGGUGUUGAGGUUGAAUAAUGUAAUACAGCCGACCAUAUAUUCGUUCGAGCCGGAAUACCAUUUCUUGCGAAUCAGACUAUCUAGCAAUGCAAUGCAGUAUAACCCUACGAAUCCAGUGAGAUAUACAUUGUCUAUUGCAUUUAGAGCACCUUUAAGGGAUGACAUGUACGGAAUUUAUAGAAGUUGGUUCAGAAACAGAAGUACUGAUCCUAUAAGGUGGAUGGCAACAACACAGUUCCAAGCAACAGCAGCUCGUUUUGCAUUCCCGUGCUACGAUGAACCUAGUUUCAAGGCGACUUUCAAUAUAACCAUCAGACGUCCCGUGACCCACAGGAGUUGGUCCUGCACUAGAAUCAGACAGACAGUUAAUAGUCCGAAUACGUUAUAUCAGGAUGAUAUUUAUUACCAAACUCCGGUGAUGUCCACAUAUCUUUUAGCUUUAAUCGUUGCCGAAUACCAUUCCUUGUCAGUAUUAGAGAACGGCAAUCUAACUUAUGAGGUAAUCGCAAGACAGGGUGCCAUCGAAGCUAACCAGGGUCAAUAUGCAUUUGACGUUGGGCAGGAACUUCUAGCUGAGAUGAAUAACCACACAGCAUUGAACUUUAGGUCAAUGAAUCCUUACCUUAAAAUGACACAAGCGUCGAUACCCGAUUUUUCAGCAGGCGCUAUGGAGAACUGGGGCUUGCUUACUUACAGGGAAGCUUACUUGAUGUACGACCCUGCACACACCAAUGAUUACUAUAAACAAUUGAUCGCGUAUAUCCUUUCCCACGAAAUCGCUCACAUGUGGUUUGGUAACUUGGUCACUUGCGAUUGGUGGGGAGUGCUGUGGCUCAACGAAGGUUUCGCUAGAUACUAUCAGUAUUUCCUUACUGACUGGGUUGAAGAUUACAUGGGUUUAGGUACUAGAUUUAUAACAGAGCAAGUACAUACGGCGUUGCUCGCUGACGCUGCGGACAACCCUCACCCUCUUACAACUCCUGGAAUCGGAAGUGCGGUUGCUGUCAGAACGAUGUUCUCCACAAUCUCAUAUAACAAAGGUGCAGCUGUUAUUAGAAUGACGGAACAUUUCCUUGGUUUUGACGUCCACAGAGAGGGUCUACGCAAUUAUUUGGUAGAGAGGGCUUAUUCAACUGCUCAACCGAUACACUUGUUCCGAAACUUGGAAUCUGUCGGUAUAUCUUCCGGUUCAUUGGCCGCCUAUGGAUCUGACUUCAACUUCAUCGAAUAUUACGAAAGCUGGACUGAACAACCUGGUCAUCCAGUUUUACUUGUCAAUGUUAACCAUCAAAAUGGUGAUAUGACUAUAAUUCAGCGCCGUUUUAACAUAAACACUGGCUAUUCUUCUGUGAAUACCAACUGGAUCAUACCCAUAACAUUCGCAACCGCUAGUAACCGCAACUUUGCUGACACCAAGCCAACGCAUAUUAUUCGCAAGGCUGUUACGGUCAUCAACCGAAACUCCAUUGGUGAUGAGUGGGUUAUCUUCAAUAAGCAGCAAACAGGUUUCUACAGAGUACUUUACGAUGACUACACUUGGGAUCUCAUUACGCUGGCUUUGAGAGGACCAGACAGGCUUCAGAUCCACGAAUAUAAUAGAGCUCAGAUCGUGAAUGACGUGUUCCAAUUUGCUCGCUCUGGCCUCAUGAAUUACACCAAGGCCUUCAGUAUUCUAUCAUUCUUGGAAAACGAGACUGAAUACACUCCAUGGGUUGCUGCCCUCACUGGAUUCUCGUGGAUAAGGAACAGGUUUAGGGGCACACCAUUACUGGCUCAAACAGAGGCGACGAUGGUAAGAUGGUCAGCUACAGCGAUCAGGAACCUGACGUACUACCCUCAAGCGAACGAGUCGUUCAUGCGUUCCUAUCUUCGCUAUCAAUUGGCUCCUGUGCUAUGUGCAAUGAACGUGCAAGAGUGCAGAACGGCCGCUAACGCACAAUUCCGUGCUCUUAUCAAUAACGGGAUAGAGGUACCAGUGAACAGCCGUAACUGGGUGUACUGCAACGCUCUACGCGAUGGCUCUCAGGCAGAUUUCAACUUCCUCUGGACCCGUUUCCAGAAUCACAACGUCUACACUGAGAAAAUAUUGCUCCUAUCCGUCUUAGGUUGUACCCCUCAUGCCGCCUCCCUUAAUACAUUCUUGACUGCUAUUGUUCAAGACAACUUCAUAGUUCGUCCCCAAGAUUACACCACAGCCUGGAAUUCUGCCACCACAGGCAAUGAGGGAAAUACACAAAUUGUCUUCAAUUUCGUCAGAAAUAACCUGCAGACUGUCAUUAAUGCUUUUGGAUCUGCUUCCGUUCCUCUGUCAUAUAUCUCUUCAAGACUUAGAACUGAAGCUGAAAUCGUAGAGUUCCAAACUUGGGCGGACCAGAAUCGUGCAGCUUUAGGAGAUGAUUACCAGAGCGUGUACAACGGAGCGGAAGCGUCACGGAACAGCAUUCGCUGGGCGGCUGCUGUAGCCAGCGACUUCAACAACUACUUCGUAAACGGGGAUACCCCGAUUGUACUGACAACGACCACGCGCGCUCCUGCCACUACCGUACCCACUGUUACAGCACCACCUGUCGUCGAACCAACCACCCCAACAUUACCAUCAUCAGCAAUGACGUCAUUCGUUUCAUUAUCUGCUCUUUUGUUAGUUAUCGUUAAUUUUAUUAUUUGAAUUACAUCCUGUAAGAUAUUAUUUUUAUUAUUUAUG
Papilio machaon (common yellow swallowtail) is the source of this 3144-nucleotide messenger RNA. RefSeq names its product membrane alanyl aminopeptidase-like (gene Apn3). Lineage: Eukaryota; Metazoa; Arthropoda; Insecta; Lepidoptera; Papilionidae. Gene Ontology annotation, cellular component: cytoplasm. The coding region runs from base 94 to 3108 and encodes 1004 amino acids. Gene Ontology annotation, molecular function: zinc ion binding; metalloaminopeptidase activity; peptide binding. The record is from RefSeq and is a predicted model, not a curated record. Gene Ontology annotation, biological process: proteolysis; peptide catabolic process. The transcript has 15 exons.